This is a messenger RNA of Cotesia glomerata, 1195 nucleotides long. Its product is annotated as tyrosine-protein phosphatase non-receptor type 9-like. The transcript has a single exon. The record is from RefSeq and is a predicted model, not a curated record. Gene Ontology annotation, molecular function: protein tyrosine phosphatase activity. The coding region runs from base 224 to 1195 and encodes 323 amino acids. NCBI's taxonomy places the organism in Eukaryota, Metazoa, Arthropoda, Insecta, Hymenoptera, Braconidae. Gene Ontology annotation, biological process: protein dephosphorylation.
UUCAAUUAUAAACCUAAAGUAGGAAAUUUUGUUUGACGUCAAGUUGAUUAGUAUUAUCAGGAGGAAAAUCGAUCCUUAUAGCCUGUACCUCCGCUAAUUAGCCUAAAACCUAAUAAUAUUCGAUAACGAACUUCAAACCACUCCAGUACUAUAAAAACCAUCAUUAGUGUAACAUAAUCAUUAGUUGCGUUCACACUUCCGCUUAAAUUUUAAUCUAACUCCAAUGGCUGUCAUUUCUUCAGCAUUUUUCAAAGUUAGUGACUAUGUGCGUCGAUCAGCGGACCCAAUAUACCUUGAAAUGAUCUGUCAAGAGCAUUACAGCAUCAUUAACCUACCAAUUGUCGCCACUUGCGUUAAUUUUUUCCUUCCCUGCAACGCAAACAAGAACAAAUGUACUGAUUAUCCAUGUUGGGACAUUUCCCGGGUGGUCCUUAAAUCUAACAACAGCUCGGAUUACAUCAACGCGAAUUAUAUCACAGGAUUUGAUAUGAGUGCCAAAUUUAUUGCAACGCAAGAGCCAAUGCCUGGAACGUUCAAUGAUUUUUGGAAAAUGAUCUGGCAGGAGAAUUCCCGAGUGAUUGUGAUGUUAAACGGCACCAAGCAACAAUCAGAACAAUUAGAACCAAGGAAUCUCCAGUAUUUCGCGCCAAUUCAAGAUAACACACUGAUUAAAGACUUCAUUAUCAAGGAAGAACGCAUUAAGCGGAAUUCUCAUUAUAUUCAAACAACAUUGAAGGUAACUCAUCUAGAAACUGGAAAAGUGAGGCUCAUCCAUCACUUCAAGUACUUAGAUUGGCCGGAAAAUGUAGCUCCGGAUGUUAAUAAGCUUAUUGACUUCUUGUUAGCCGUCAAUAGAAAAUACCAAGCUUUUUUUAGAAAAAUGUUGAAGACUAACCAAAUUUUACCGGGUCCAAUUGUCGUUCAUGGGGAAAAAGGUAUCGGAAGAACUGCUGCGUAUUGUGUUGCAGACAUAUGCUUGUACCAAAUAGCACACACUGCGAGUGUAUCAGUGCCUUCAAUUGUGAUAAAAGUAAGACAACAACGGAGAUUAAGUAUGCAAACUGCUAACCACUAUAUUUUUGUUAAUAAUCUUGUGCUUUAUUUUUUGGUUACUUUGAGGACGAAUAUUAAAGUGUACAUGGAGUUGCGCUCACACUUGACUAAAAGUGAUGUAGAUUUGUUGUUCAGAUCUUGA